Cynoglossus semilaevis (tongue sole) is the source of this 5318-nucleotide messenger RNA. RefSeq names its product TEA domain family member 1b (gene tead1b). Gene Ontology annotation, biological process: regulation of transcription by RNA polymerase II; embryonic organ development; hippo signaling. The record is from RefSeq and is a predicted model, not a curated record. Bases 672 to 1964 code for a protein of 430 amino acids. Gene Ontology annotation, molecular function: RNA polymerase II cis-regulatory region sequence-specific DNA binding; DNA-binding transcription factor activity, RNA polymerase II-specific. The transcript is spliced from 14 exons. Gene Ontology annotation, cellular component: transcription regulator complex. NCBI's taxonomy places the organism in Eukaryota, Metazoa, Chordata, Actinopteri, Pleuronectiformes, Cynoglossidae.
CAAAACUGGCUGUGGACUUCUUGCUUUUACCUUUUUAUUAUUAAACACGCUGCUUUAAUAUUUUACUUGUUGGAGUUAGCUUUAGGACGCCUGUUUUAUAUCGUAUAAAUAGAGAAAAAUAGAUAAAAAAGAUAGAUAUAUGGCCGAUUUUGGCCGCCGCUGCAACAGGAUGCUCACUUUGAACACUCAAUGUUGUAGCCUGUGGCUUUGACAUAGCAGCGAAAAAUCUUUGACAUUUUUCACAUUUUUGGAAAAGAAGCCUGCUCGUACGCCCACAAUAAAAACCUCACACGUUGUUUAGUCCCUGUCAGAUCUUCUGAAAGUGCAGAGCAGUCCUCGGCGUUCACAAAAAACACACCCCGAGUGAAGAACAGUUUUUUGGACAAGAUGACGAUCGAAAACGUUGCUGUUCUCCCUUUCUCCAGAUUCGCCUCAGCCGGGAGUUGUGCUCGGAGCUUUGGACGGAGCCUUUUCAAAACAACUCGGAGGAAAAACACCGAGGAGACUUGUUGCUUCAACGCGUUCGUGGUGUUUCUUUUCAACAACGCGUCCUCAUCGAACUUUUGUGUCUCUCCUUAGUCGGCUCCAGGCUUUAGCUUGGAGACUCAACCGCCACCAUUGAUCCCAGCAGCUGGAGCGGCAGCGAGAGUCCUGCCGAGGACCUGGAGAGGAUGAGCGACUCGGCAGACAAGCCCGUAGACAAUGAUGCUGAAGGAGUGUGGAGUCCUGACAUCGAGCAGAGCUUCCAAGAAGCGUUGGCAAUCUAUCCUCCAUGUGGUCGCAGGAAAAUCAUCCUCUCAGAUGAGGGAAAGAUGUAUGGUCGAAAUGAGCUGAUAGCACGGUAUAUCAAGCUUCGGACUGGGAAGACGAGGACCCGAAAGCAGGUGUCUAGUCACAUACAGGUCUUAGCAAGAAAGAAAGUUCGAGAAAUCCAAGCUGCCAUUAAGGUGUCUAGUCACAUUCAGGUUCUUGCCAGAAGGAAAUCUCGUGAGUUUCAUUCCAAGCUAAAGGUUACAAACAUGGACCAAGCCGUGAAGGACAAAGCCCUCCAGAGCAUGGCCUCCAUGUCCUCAGCUCAGAUCGUCUCUGCCACGGCUAUUCACAACAAACUGGGCCUGCCAGGCAUCCCGCGCCCAGCCUUCCCUGGAGCAGGGUUGUGGCAGGGAAUGAUAUCAACUGGCCAGCCAGGAUCCUCGCAAGAUAUUAAACCUUUCAGCCAACAAGGCUAUCACACCCAACCAUCGGUCACAGCAGCCGUAACAAAUUAUGAGCCCACACCAGCUCCAACAGCUCCAGCAUGGCAGGGUCGCUCUAUUGGAACGUCAAAACUCCGACUAGUUGAGUUUUCAGCCUUCCUAGAGCAACAGAGAGACCCAGACUCAUACAACAAGCACCUGUUUGUACAUAUUGGACAGACAAAUCAUUCCUACAGUGACGCCCUGCUGGAGUCGGUGGACAUUCGUCAGAUUUAUGAUAAAUUUCCUGAGAAGAAAGGAGGACUGAAGGAACUGUAUGGAAAAGGUCCACAAAAUUCCUUCUUCCUCAUUAAGUUCUGGGCUGACUUGAACUGUAACAUUCAAGAAGAGAGCGGGUCUUUCUAUGGAGUCACGAGUCAGUAUGAAAGCUCAGAGAACAUGACCAUCACAUGCUCAACAAAGGUCUGCUCCUUUGGCAAACAGGUGGUGGAAAAAGUUGAGACUGAAUACGCACGGUUUGAGAACGGACGCUUUGUCUACAGAAUAAGCCGCUCUCCCAUGUGUGAAUACAUGAUCAACUUCAUCCAUAAGCUAAAACAUCUACCAGAGAAAUACAUGAUGAACAGCGUGCUGGAGAACUUCACAAUCUUAUUGGUGGUGACAAACAGGGACACCCAGGAGACGCUGCUUUGUAUGGCCUGUGUAUUUGAAGUGUCGAACAGUGAGCACGGCGCCCAGCAUCACAUCUACAGACUGGUGAAAGAGUGAGGAGUACCAGGUGUCUCCUUAACCCUCUGCUUUUCACAGACUUUCAAACCUCAAUACGAGUGGCAGUGCCUCUACCUGAAAGUCACACUGACAAUGCUUUUUGGCCAUGGUAACGGGUGAAGUCCUUUUGUUUAAAUGUAAAUGUUAUUUGACUGCAGCUGUGUAUUGCGGUACAGUUGUUAAAUGUAUAACGAUGGGAAAUUGUGCUUGAAACGUGUCAUGUUUUGUCUAUGUUGGGUAUAAAUGUGGCCGAUCUUAAAGACUAUACUAGAUUUAUUUGUGUUGUCAAAAUCUGCUCUGCUAUUUAGACUAAAAAAAUACAGCUGCUGGCCUUUAAUACCAGCAGCUUGAUCUGUGAUCCUUGUAAUAUGUUCACUGGUGUUUUUUAUGUCUGUUGUUCAACAUUUGUCAUCGUAUUUACUGUAGACUUACUGACAACAGAUUUUCCAAAGAAACACUACAUACACAGUAGCUAAAAACUACAUUUGCUAUAAACAAAUCACUACAAAUUUCAGACACUAAAAGGUUUUUUGUUUGUUUGUUUGUUUUGCUUAUGUCAGCUCUUGGAAAAUCUCGGCCGUUUCCUAAACCUAUCUGAGAAUAUCAAUUUUUAUUUCCUCAAAUGACUCUAACCAGACUGAUCUUUCUCAAAAGCACUUUGUUCACAUUCCUGGACUUGCCUUACUGACAUAUUAGCAGACCUGUGAUGAAUAGUGUGACUAAUCACAUUAACACUAAGAGUAACUCAGCAGAGAUUAAGUUUGUGGUGGCCAUGGCCCCGUGAUGAAGUGACAUCUUACUCCUUCAAGGUCGUGGUACGAAAUCAGCUCAGAGUUUCUGCCUUUUUAUCCUAACUGUGUUCACACGUUUCUGUGGCCUACACUGAUCCCGAGCCUUAAACAUUAUGCUAGCUGUGUGUAAACUCCUAAUGAUGCCACAAAGACUGUGAUGUCUACAUAGAAAAAAAACAGUCCUGAUACAAACAGCCAAAGUGUAAGUGUACAGUGCCUUAAAAGUUAUUCUUACAUCACCCUUUUGCUUUAUUUUCAAGUUAAAAAUCAAUGACGUCACCGUUUUUGCAUCUGUUGACUUUUGUUCCUAAACCUUACGCUUUCAGAAUUCUGUUGCUUUGGUUCACAGGUGAACGUGAAAAACUUUUCUCCUACCAGUGACUGUCUUUUUUGUUACAAAAGACCAAAAAUACAGAGGUACAGUCAGUCCUUAGUCCUGUCCUGCAUGGUAGCAAGGAAGUGCCUUUAAUUCAAAAUUAAAAUCCUCAAAAGAUUAAACACAGAGUGAAAAAAGAAAUCAAGACCAAAAAGGAGAUUUUAAGUGAGACCAAUCACCACAUUGCCUUUUCACAGCAUUGUAAUGACCACACGACAGAGCUGAAAAAUCUAUCUUUUGAUCUUGUAAAUUGAUUGUAAUAACUAUAUAGUUGAAGAAAAAUAUUGACUUGAGGUGAGAGAAUGCAACACCAGCUGAUAAUAUACAGCCAUGAGCUGCAGAGGAUCAGGGCCAACUGGAUGGCUUUUUACGCUUCUAAUGUUACCCCUAAGUCAGAGUGUAGUCUGCCCCCACCCCACCCCCUGUCAGAAUUCAGGCAUAGGAUGACCACUGUGAAACCAACUUCACUGUGCCAAUUUACAUGUGUGACAGGAGUGAUAAAGUCACAUUUAACCAGGGAUGGACACGACUGAUUGAUUUUGAAUAACAACUUUGACAUUAAAAGUCUAUUGGUGAUGUAGAUUUUUAAACAAAUUAUGUCCAGGCUGUGCUAAAUCGACCACCGUGUUGUUCCACUACUUUGCCACACGGGGGCUACAGUUAGUCACAUCUCCCAGCAUUAGACAUACACAGGCGAACGAUGCAGCCAGUGCUGCAGCCCACAAAGUAUAUUUGAAAAUACUUUGAUGCAAGUUGUAAUUUAAGUGUAAUAACAUGUAUAUGGCACGUGUUUAACUGAAUAUAUUGGUCCAGCUGUUGUGGAAACAUUGAUAUGUUGCAGUAUCUUGAUACUUUCUGAACUCCUGACUCCAGUCACAUAAUUCUGACAGAAUUAGAAAGAACGUGGCCUGUGUUCUCUUGAUGUAACAGACAUCAGGCUGAGUCCCUGUGCUCUGAGCACACUUGCAGGUUCAAGUGUGUUUUAUUUAAAGACUGAGAGAAACUCCUAUAACUAUUUUGUCCCCUCCUGUAUCUGUACAUGGUAUACUCUGCAGUAGACGUAAAGGGCAGUCAUUAGUUGGACUCACUGUUUGUCUGCCUGUAUCCAUGUAGUCCAAAUAAGUGUCCAUGUGUCCCACAUGGACUUGCUGGCUGGGCUGUGACUUAACGACAGCAGGAAACACCAGGCACUUUACGCUGGCGUUACCUUCAACAUCACACACAGCUGUGAUGAACCAGCCAGAGAUGUGUUACCUUUUAUCACUACAUAUCUCUGUCAACAACCUUGGAGAGUUUGUAUUGAAUUUAUCAGCAUUUGUGAUUCAAACCUAGUUCAAACCUGCUGUGGUCAAGGCCUUUUGUGAAUACACUCGCUGUUUUCUACAGUUUAAUUAACUGAUAUACUUAAAUCAAAUAUCUAAUUUCAGACGAUGUCUCUGGUAGAUGCAGAUCAAUGUCAGACAUUCAGUAUUUUUAUUUUUUUUGCCACAGUCCUGGAGACACUGCAGUGUUGACGGGCCUUUCGUUUGUGUUUACCCUGUGUAUCGGUUUGCAUUUAAUGUAGUGAAACGUUGUUAAUAUACUCGUAUCCAGUUGUAUUUGGUUGUGUGAUGACAUUGUCUGUGUGUGGCAGGCCUGGUUCGGUGGCGAUGAUGUUACUGCUGCACUGCUGGUACAUUCGGAUGUGUCGUUUUCACAGCAGGGCUGAGGUCAAGAGAGGAUUGACGCUCAAAAAUUACCAGCAGAUUUGCAGAAUCGUGCUACACACAUCAGCAGUCUGGCUAUUAUUGUUUGUUAUUCUGUAGGUACUGGUACCUUUUUAUGUCUCUACCCUAUGACCUUUUUUAGACGGCGGCUUUAAAGUGAUGCUCCACUGAGCUCAUGUAUAGUUGUCAUACACACAUUUGAGUUUUCUGUGCAGAUGUUGAUGCUUUGUUUUUGUUUUUUAACUGUAAAAAAAGGUUUCUUUGUACAAAGCUAUAUCCUGGCAUUUGUUGGUACACGUGUGAUAUCUUUUCAGAUGAUGAUGAUGUUGGGGGAUAAAAGACUCUCUGCCGUGUUUCUGUGUUUUGCAUAUGGUCUUGUCUUUGCUCUGUAACUUUAUGAUGCCUUCUUGAUAUUAUAGUUAUUUUGUAGCUUUCUACCUUCAUGUAUGCAAUAUUGAAGUAAAAUAAAUCUGAAAGGGUA